Dothidotthia symphoricarpi CBS 119687 is the source of this 607-nucleotide messenger RNA. RefSeq lists its product as uncharacterized. The record is from RefSeq and is a predicted model, not a curated record. The transcript has a single exon. The coding region runs from base 19 to 279 and encodes 86 amino acids. NCBI's taxonomy places the organism in Eukaryota, Fungi, Ascomycota, Dothideomycetes, Pleosporales, Dothidotthiaceae.
GUAUAAUUUUCCCUUAGCAUGGGAAAGGUCCGGCGUUCGAUUCGCCGCAAGUCCAUCUUUUUUGCCCACCUUUUUUUGUUUCCCCCGUGCGUCCCUUACCCUCACUUCCCAUCAUCCUCACUUCCCAUCAUCCCCACUUCCCAUCAUCCUUGCAUAUCUACCCAUAAAAACGAAAAUAGUCAAACCCUCAAAGUCCCCCAAAAGUCUUCCCAAACAGUGAGUGACCCCUACCGCAACAACACUGAACCCGCAUAUCCCAAGAAAAGUAGGGGGUCAUGAGAUCGAGCUCCCAUCGUCAGGAACGCACUAUUCCAAAGCGCUGGGUUGUUGUUCUUGUCGCCAGCGAAGGGGUAUCCCUACGGGCGUCCUUCAGCAUCGCAUUUCUACUUUCUACUUUUCUUCUAGGCUGAUACAGCAAGCGUCAUGGAGUGUAUGGGAAAAGGGAUUGGUGUACCGAGCCCGGUGAGAAGGGGUAUUGACUUUUCUGGGAGGUGGGUGGGAGAUAGGUUGGUGCGGACUGGCGGUCGACCUGCGGUGGUGUGCGGAGAGGAAGUGUUCGUAAACUGAGCUUACUGAGUGGGUGAGGGUUUGAUUUGUUCACACUCGC